This is a messenger RNA of Dicentrarchus labrax (European seabass), 3271 nucleotides long. Its product is annotated as all-trans-retinol 13,14-reductase. Bases 244 to 2073 code for a protein of 609 amino acids. Lineage: Eukaryota; Metazoa; Chordata; Actinopteri; Moronidae. The transcript is spliced from 12 exons. Gene Ontology annotation, molecular function: oxidoreductase activity. The record is from RefSeq and is a predicted model, not a curated record.
CAUUACUUUUAAUAAGCAUCCAUCCUCCUUUUCCCUCUCUCCACCCCUCAUUUCACUCGUCUUCUCUUGCCUUGUUGGAGGAUCACUCUUUAGCUUUCUUCUCUUACCCACUUUUCUCUUCAUCCUUCUCCAUUCUCUUUUUCUGUCAGUGUUUUCAUCUACAUUCGCUGUUUUCCUUUUUUUCCUCUGCUGUUUGUUACUCUGCUCUCCAGCCUGCUGACAGUGCUGUGUAGUGGCUGCACUAUGUGGUGGUGGCUGCUAGGUGUGUUCAGCUGUGUGCUGCUGGUGGUGGUUGUCAUCUUCUUCCUGAUAACAGGGCAACGCUACAAGGUGUUCAGCGAGAAGUGCCUGAGGCCACCAGGGCCUUUGGUCACCGACAGCAGACAGAGGGAUGACAGGCUGAAGAGAGGGUUCCGUGUGGACCGCAUUCCCCCCUCUCUGGAUGCGGUGGUGAUUGGCAGCGGUGUGGGAGGGUUGACAGCAGCAGCACUUCUGUCCAAAGCCGGGAAGAGGGUUGUAGUUCUGGAGCAACACGAUCAGGCUGGAGGCUGCACACACACCUUUCAGAAUAAGGGAUUUGAGUUUGAUGUGGGUAUCCAUUACCUGGGCCAGCUUCAUGAGAACAGCCUCCUGAGGGUUGCUCUAGAUCAGAUCACAGAUGGAAAGCUGCAGUUCACACGGCUGGAGCAGCACUUUGAUACGCUGAUACUGGGUCAGGCUGACCAGCGCAGGGAGUAUCACAUCCAUGCAGGGAAGACUGAGAUGGCAGCUAGCCUGAAAAAGCAGUUCCCAGGAGAAGAGGAGGCCAUUGAUGAGUUCAUGAGAUUGAUGAAGCUAGCCUCACGGCGGACUCCACUUAUCGCCAUCUUGAAGAUCAUACCAUAUUGGCUGGUUAACUUCUUGGUUCGGACUGGUCUAUUAGAUCUUAUAUCUUCAGUGUUCCGCCUAGCAGCAACCAACCAUUCAGAAAUGAUGUCCCGCCUCACACAGAACAAGGACCUGCACGCGCUGUCUGCCUACCUGUUCUAUGGUGUGCCUCCUAAAGAGUCCAGCUUUCUCAUCAAUGCUCUCCUUCUUCACCACUACAAGCGCGGUGCAUACUACCCACGGGGGGGCGCCAGCGAGUUUGCUUUUCACAUCAUCCCUGUCAUUCAGCGGUCAGGCGGUGCCGUGCUGGUCAGGGCUUCUGUGCAACGUGUCCUGCUCAAUCAGCAAGGGAAGGCCUACGGUGUGACAGUGCUUAAAGGACAAGAAGAGAUUGAGGUCCAUGCCCCUGUUGUCAUUUCCAACGCUGGAAUCUUCAACACCUUCCAGAAGUUUCUGCCUCAGCACAUACAGGACAAACCAGAGAUCCAGUCACUGUUGGGUAUGGUGCGUCAUGGUAUGGGUUCCUUCUUGGUCUUUGUUGGUCUGGAUGGAACCAAAGAGGAGCUGGGCAUUGUUUCCACCAACUUCUGGAUGUAUAAAGACAAUGACUUGGACUCACUUAUGGAGCAGUACUCUUCUCUGAGCAGAGAACAGGUAUUGGGCAACAUUCCCAUGAUGUUCAUCACCUUUCCAUCCGCCAAAGAUCCUACAGCCAACAUCAGACACCCAGGUAAGUCCUGUAUGACGCUGCUAACCAUGGCUCGCUAUGAGUGGUUCGAGGAAUGGGAGGGGACAAAGCUUGGCAAGAGGGGACAGGACUACCUGGAUCUGAAAAACGGCAUGGCGCAAGAGCUGCUCGACUGGGCACUAACGAUCUUCCCUCAAUUACGAGAUAAGGUGGUUAUGGUGGAUGCAGCUACUCCUCUAACUAAUGUCCACUAUUUGGGCGCUCCAAGAGGUGAGAUGUACGGCGCUGAACACAACUUGGAACGCUUUACCCCAGAAACGGUUGCUAGGACACGACCACAGACACCCAUCAGCGGACUCUACCUAACAGGUCAGGACGUAUUCUGUAACGGCAUGGCUGGGGCGCUGCAUGGCGGACUGCUCUGCGCCUCUGCUGUCCUUAAUCAAAUCCUCUACAUUGACCUUCUCACCCUGAAGACCCGCCUCAAACACAGGCAGACCAAUCAUAAGCUGACCUAGCUUUCACACAUACUUUACACCUGAUCAAACUGGGCUCUCUCGCACAGUUUGGGUUGUUUUGUUCUCCGUUGGGAUCUCAUGUGAGUCCCAUUGUAUACUGUUAAUACUGUAUAAGCAGCAACCCACCACCGAAAAAUGCAGUUUUUAUACAUCUUCAUCUUCAUCUCAUCAUAUUUUGGUCAAGAAAACUAAAUGAAAUUAUUUUUAAAGUUUACAUUUUUACUUAAUAUCUAAACUUUGAAAUAUAAUUAAUAUGAAAUAUCCAGAAAAUAUGUCAUUCUGUCAGGGGUCAUCAGUUUACUCAAUGAUAGCUGGGAACCACUGCUGUAGACCAUGCUGAGGAAAAACAAUUUCAGCAAGCCUGAUGAUCCUGUCUGCCCCGGCACAUGUGUGCGUCCCCACCAGACACCACCAUGGAUAAUUCAUUUCAGGUGUUCUGCUUCUACAGGAGAACACAGGUAGAGGGAGACAGAGAGCACCUGAGGAAGAGAACUCAAAACAAAACUGCACCUGCACCUGCAUGCCAACAUGUAACAUUAACUCUGUGUUCAAGUGCUGCUUCAUGCCCUGUGAAGAGUUUAAGAAGGAAGUCAAUAUAUAUUUUCAGACAGUUGGGAGGGUUAGAGAGAAGACAGACACGAGGGGGGAACUGCAAGAGUGGAGAAAUGUGGAGAGAGUAAAUUAAGCGCAACUGAUUCGAGAUUUACAGAAAACGAUGGAGGAGGAAAAGAGAGAGAGACUGAUUCGGUCUAGAGACGGGAUGGAGAAACAUGAAUGAAUUGUGAGAAAGCAGAAAACUGGUAAGGUCUAGCUUGUACUUAAAUGUACAACAACAGGAUUCACCUGUCACAAAAUGAUUGACUUGACAUGCAUGCCGCUGCAGACUGUUAAACGAAGCUGCAUUCUUUUCUAUAGUCUGUGAGCCAAAAUCAACAUAAGAGUAAUCAGCCUUCAAUCUAGCUACUCCUGUUGACUUUUAAAUACACGGUUGUGUCUGCUGUCUACACGUUAUAAAAUGGUGAGAACAGGUCUGGUCAGGUUGCUUCUGUGUUUCUGCUGCAUCUGUAACUUUUAACCUAGACCUGUGAAAUAAAGUAGUUAACAUGGCUGCUAAUGCAGUGAUCAAACACAGGAACAAAUCAUGGACUGAUGGUACAUCUCAUGUUUGAAUAUAAAUAAAAGUAAUGAGAUGAAUAGA